This is a messenger RNA of Ficedula albicollis (Collared flycatcher), 1287 nucleotides long. RefSeq names its product polymerase (DNA) gamma 2, accessory subunit (gene POLG2). Gene Ontology annotation, cellular component: mitochondrion; cytoplasm. The annotation marks the transcript as partial. The record is from RefSeq and is a predicted model, not a curated record. NCBI's taxonomy places the organism in Eukaryota, Metazoa, Chordata, Aves, Passeriformes, Muscicapidae. The transcript is spliced from 9 exons. Gene Ontology annotation, biological process: mitochondrial DNA replication.
CCCCGCCACCCCGGCUUCGGGCCGCUGGGCGCGGCGCUGCGCGCCAACCUGGCGGCGCAGUGGUGGGACUCGGCGCUGCCCGUGCGGCAGCAGGUGUUCCCCGUGGACGCCGCGCUCCACGGCCCGCCCGGCGCUCCGCGGGACGCGCGGGGGCUGCGGCUGCUGCACCCGGAGACGCUGCGCGAAGUCCUUCAGGGCUGUGGGCAGAACCCUGGCAGCCCGGCCCUGGAAGAACUGCUGGGGGCCGCGGGGGUGCUGCGGGAGAGCCUCCUGCCCGGUGUCCUGGCGCAAUAUGUCAGCUGCUUAGAGCUGGUGAACAGAAGAUUGCCCUGUGGCCUUGCUCAAAUUGGAGUGUGCUUCCAUUCUGUUCCAGAAAGUGAACAUUCUGCUCCAGGAAAUGAACAACACAACAAAAACAAAAACUGUCCAAGAAUAGGCGAGAGGACCGAGUCUUUGCUUGCAUGGUUUAGUUCUCCCAGAACUGCAGGACAGUGGCUCGAUUACUGGCUACGCCAGAGGCUCCAGUGGUGGAGAAAGUUUGCUGUAGGCCCGUCUAACUUCAGCAGCAGUGACUUUCAGGAUGAAGAAGGCAGAAGAGGAUUUAAGUUACAUUACAACUUUCCGUGGGGGACAGAAACAAUAGAAACACUGAAGAACCUUGGUGAUACUGAACUGUUACAGAUGUAUCCAGGAGAGAGAUCAAAAUUACUUGGCCGAGAUGGAAGGAAGAAUGUCAUCCCUCAUGUUCUGUCUGUGAAUGGGGAUCUGGACCGAGGAGUAUUAGCCUAUCUCUUUGAUUCUCUACAGCUAGUUGAGAAUCCAUUAUCAGCAAAGAAAAAUUCACAGAGAAAGGUACUUAAGCUUCAUCCUUGCUUAGCACCCCUUAAAGUAGCCUUGGAUGUAGGAAAAGGUCCAACAACAGAGCUGAGGCAGGUUUGUCAAGGUUUGUUCAAUGAGCUGACAGAAAAUGGGAUUUCUGUAUGGCCGGGUUAUCUGGAAACUGUGCACAUGUCUCUGGAACACCUUUGUACAAAGUAUGAUGAGAUGAGUAUUCCUUUCAUGAUCUUGAUAAAUGAUGGCACUCUAGAGAAUGGAGUGGUCCAGCUGAGAAGCAGAGAUACCACCAUGAAGGAAAUGAUGCACAUUUCCAGGCUGAAGGACUUUUUAACUAAGCUCUGGAUUGAAGAUGAUGAACAGCAGUUAACUCAAUUACAAACAACUUGAAUCAGACUUUUUUUUUUCUAUAAUCUUGAAACAAAGCAGUGAGAUUCCAUACUGAAUAUAAAU